This is a messenger RNA of Marmota monax (woodchuck), 13836 nucleotides long. It is a transcript of the gene Rp1, whose product is annotated as RP1 axonemal microtubule associated. Lineage: Eukaryota; Metazoa; Chordata; Mammalia; Rodentia; Sciuridae. The transcript is spliced from 4 exons. Gene Ontology annotation, biological process: intracellular signal transduction; axoneme assembly; retina development in camera-type eye. The coding region runs from base 6284 to 12745 and encodes 2153 amino acids. The record is from RefSeq and is a predicted model, not a curated record. Gene Ontology annotation, molecular function: protein binding. Gene Ontology annotation, cellular component: axoneme.
CUACAUUCACUUUUCUUCAAUCUUUUUUCUUUUUGUUCCUCAAAAUCAAAAAUUUUAAUUGUCUAUCUUCAAGUUAUACUGAUUCUUUUUUUUUUCUUUCUACUUAUUUUUGAAUUCCUCUAGUGCAAUUUUCAUGUCAGUUUUUGUACUUUCAGCUCCAGAAUUUCUUUUUUGGCUCCUUUUUAUAUUUCCUGUAUUUAUUGAUAUUGUUAUUUUGUUCCUACAUCAUUUUCCUCUCUUGUCUGUGCUGUUAUUUAUUUUGUUCCUUCAGUAGGAUAUACUUUUCCGGUUCUUUGUGUAUGUGCAUGCAUGUGUUUUUUAAAAACUGUAUAUUUGAAUCUUACAAUGUGGUAACUGUAGAAAGCAGAUUCUCUCCCUUCCUCAUGGUUUUCUUUUCUUUUUUGUUUUAUGAGAUAUUGCUCUACCAGCCUGCAGUGAAAGUUUAAAAAUAUCACGUGGUUUUAGAGCUCAUGUUGUUCCCUGGGCCUAUGAAGUAAUUUUUUUCCUACUGUAUAUACAGCACUUUUCAUGACCUUUAUCUUUAAAUGUUUUAUUCCCCAAAGGGAAAAUGGGUUCAAAAAAGGAGAAACCCCUUUCCAUGUGCUGUGCCUUUAUAUUUCCCGGGGAUUCUGAGAGUAACUGCCACCUGUGUAUGUACCUCUGCAAUCAGAAGUAUUAAUUAGGAAUCAGAACACAGAAUCUCAAUAUUGGGAGAACAACAUCUUUUAUUUCCACAUAGAGACCCACAUGAAACUGUCGGUCACGGGGCUGGGGUUAAGGGAUAGGUAGCUACUAUAAUGCUAAUGGCUGAAAUAAAAAGAGAUUUAUUGUAAUUUAUCAGGCAAGCUUUUCCCUGGAAGCUUCAAAUAUUCAAAUUGAUUUCAGAGUUCCAAAAGAGUAACUUCAUGGAGUUCCUGGGAGUGCAAUGACUACUGGAGAGAUGGAUUCCUGGGACCUCCAACUCUUGCUGUCUUCCCUCUGGUCUACCUGUGUUUUUAAAGUUAGUUUUUAUCACACAGCAGAAGGGAUUCUUUGAAAUGCAAAUCAGAUCAUUACUUCUUUUCUGAAAACCCUACUUUGGAUUCUCAUUUUACUUGAAGUUAAAGCCCAAGUCUUUACAAGGCCCAUAUAAUUUGUUCUAGUCACACUGACUUUAUGAUUUCUCAAAUAUUUCAAAUACUGCCCCCAGGAUCCUGGAUUCAGGAUCUUUGCACUUGUUCUACCUACCAGGAACACUCUACUCUCAAAUAUCUGUAUUUGAUUUCUUCUCACUGUUUUUAGAUCUCUUCUGAUGUUACUUUCCCAAUCAGGUCUUCCCUGACCUCCACCACAACCACUCCUAGUUUACCUCAUUUUUCUCCACAGCAUUUGAUACUGUUUCACAUACUAUAGACUUAUUGGCUAAUAGUUCAUCUUUGCUGGAUAAUGUAAUUCCAAGAAUGCAAGGAUUUUUUUUUUUCUUGUGGUGUUUGUUGCUGUGUGUGACUGGACACACACAUUCCCAUAGCUGUUGAAUGAGUGAAUAAGGAAGGUUGUAGGAGAGCCUCCAAGACUAAAGGUGUGUGUUAAUUUCAGGAUCAAGGUAAUCUGUACUAUGGAGAAUGGUUUCUAAAGCAGAAGUCACCCAGGUUCAACAUCUAGCAAUUUAAUUUCAUCAUAACAGCCCACACACAGAACACCAAGUGGGUUGGGUACAAACAACAAUGGGCGUAUGUAUUCCAUGCUAAUUACACAAACUAAUUGUUGUUUCCUGAGAGGGUGUGAUUUGUGCUCUGGGUUUCUUGAAACUGCCUGAAAAGGUAAAUUGCCACCCCAACCAGCGUGGGCAACUGAAUUAAGGUCUCUUGUGUAAAUUUGUGGUGAUGCAAAAUAAAACACAGACACAAUUUACCUUUACCUAAGCUUCAGGACAGCUUCCCCUUGGCUCAAGGCCUCAGGCUCCCCAAAAGGAAGAGCAAGAAAAAUGUCAGAGAGGCUGAUGAGAGAGAGAGAGAGAGAGAGAGAGAGAGAGAGAGAGAGAAUGAGAGAGAGAGAGAGCACAUUUGGAAGUCAGUUUUUAUUGGGGGACACUGUUCUUAGAAAGUUCUAUCCAUAAAUGGGCAGAAGAGGUAGGAUUACAAGGGAGCAGGUGAGUGUUACUCAACUCCAGGGGCAUGCCUACAAAGAAGAUGGCCUUGCUAUCUGAGCUGGGUCAAUACCCAAGCCACCACGAAUGUAGUGGUUGGUCAGGGCCUUGUGCUUCAGGACUGGAAAGCGUGGUCAUUCAGAGCAGAGAGGCUCCCCACAGUAAACUGUAGCAGUUACAACAAGGCCUGCUCUUUAUAGUGUUUAGAUAUCUAUGGAACAGGCCAAAAAUUAUAGCAGAAGGGGUAUUUUUGUUUUCUGCAACUGUGAAGACACAGGUUCAUGUGCAUAACUGAGUCAUCUGUAAUUCACAGUCUUCUUUUACAAUUCUCUCUCUCUGUUUCUCUCUCUCUCCACACACACACACACACACACACACACACACACACACACCAGAAUCAUUUUCAGGAGAGCUAAAUGACUAACCAGGGUCUGGACUGGCAUGUUGUCCCAGGUCCCAGAUGAUGGCACUACCAUGUGAAAUAGCAUGUGUUUGAAGACAACAUUCUGGGGCACAUAUUUCAAAGUGAUUUCUCUUCUCCAGAGGGCACUUAUCAUUUUUGUUGUUGUUGUUGUUGUUCACUACUGAGGCAGAAAGUCCAGUAAGAAACUAGAUUAGGUGAAGCAUCUUCAAAGCUGAUUAGACCUCGAGUAGCCUUUAGAGGGAUGAUGUCAUCUGGGAUGUCAUCUGGGGACUUCAUGUGUGGCGAGUCCUGACAUGUUUACAUCCCACUGUGAUGAAGCAGUGGUGGAAGAGUGCUGUGGGCAGAACAGGGUUCUGCUGAGCAGCCACACUGUUGACACUUACAGCCAUGGUCUUUAGAAUGACAACAACGUGGCACUGUCUAGAAGUGUCUAAAUAAAUAUUAAUAAAAAAUCCCUAGGUUCUUUUCUUUUUUAAUUACUACCAGGAGCAAAUAGUGCCUCAGAAUUACUUAUUAACGAAUGAUAAAGUGUCAAACUAUUUCAUUUUUUAGCAGCAUGAUAGUUUUUCCUGUUUACCAUAAAUAAAUGGGGCUUUAAGGUUGUCAGGAAGAUUUGGAAUGCAUAGCAUGCUAGGAGAUGUCUUGUUUCUGGCUGUGGUCCCCUUAAGGUGAGUUCUGUCUGGUGAUUAGCAUCAUCUUGGAUUAAAUUAAUUGGCUAUACUCAAGCCCUGGGUAGACACGCUAAGAAUAAAUCCAGAGAUAUUAGUUCCUAUGCAUGAAACAAGCAGUUUACAUAUCCAGUGAAAUUUAUGUGAACUACACAAACAACUUAACCUAGUCUUUUUCUUUUCCUCAAGCUCUGGUAAGUACAAAACUAUUUGAAAUAUUUCUUUGGGUGAAAAUUACCUCCUUUUUUUUUUUGCUAGUUUUAUUUAAUUUUUUAUUUUAUAAUCUAAAUUACAUGUCUGUGUUUUGUCCUUAACCAGUAGAAAAAGUAUAAAUGUUCCUAAUAAUUAUUGUCUUUUAUUGCCAGCAACCUUUGCAAUAUGCUGAUAGUGAAGAGAGAACUUCACUAUUAGGAAAUCAAGUGAUUCUAGUUUAUUCAAAUAUGAGUAAAGCUUAUGUUUUUUUUUUUUGUCAUUAUAAAAUCACUAUAGACUCAGGGUAGAAAUCUGUGAAAUACAUUAGAGAAAAAGGAAGCUGAUUGUAAUUCAACAGUACUGUGAUUACCACAGUGAAGAACUGGUGUGUAUAUCUUUCUGAACCUCCUUUUCCUAAAUCCCAUCCAAUAGAGUUUGAAAAGUUUGUGAAAUGAACUAUUUUUUCUUACAUCAAGUCUCUGAAUUGCCAUAAGAAUGAAUAUUUUGAAUGUAUCAGUUUUCUAUUUUGUUUUCUGAAUUGCCUGAUUUUCUACUAUGUGGAAGAAAAUUAUAUUUAAAUACCGUUCGUUAGUAAAAUGGCAUGUGAACUUUGUAGAUCUUUAUUUGUAGGUUAAGUGAGUAUGAGAGCAAAGCCGUAGCCCUGUGAGUAGAGGCAGCUAUUUUGUUCUGAGCUACAUGGUCAAAUACAUUAUUGAUUGACACCCACCCACAAGAGCAUAGACAAUUAUAUUCAUAGUUGAACACAAUGAAAUGAACAGUAUUGGAAAAUCUUAAUCUUAAAAAGCAAUGAAGUUAUUCAGGAUAGUUCCAGGGUAUAACUUGAGGCAAUGAAGAAACUCUGCAGAAAAGGGGGAAAGAUAUGGGUGGCAAGCAGUCACAUCGUUAGCAACAGAUUUUAAUGUAAAUUGGGCUGGAGGCAAGAGAUUUUUUUAUCAACCAGCUUCCUUGCUAGGAAGCAAGUGGUAAGAAAAGUGGAGGGCUGCAAGAUUAUAGUUUUCUGUUGUUACCCCUUUCCACCUCUAGUCUCCUUUAGUCUAAACUUUUGAGAAAAGAGUUUAAAGCAUUUUAGGCUGCUUAAGUUGGUUUGUGCCCUAGGUAGUCAUUAAGCAUAUUACUGUCUUAUUCCAAGUUCAGAUGGAAAUACCUUGUCAUAAAAAUGUAUGUGAAGAAAAUUUACUUAAUUCUCAUUCAAAUUCUGAUUAGUUUUCAAAAUUGAUUAAGAAAGGAGCACAGUUAACACAGGAUCAUUUAAAAUCAUGGAGGAUUGGUAACUCAGUUUCAUAGAAAAGGGGAUACUCGUCUGCCAAGACUCAGUGACCACAUCACAGGGCUUACCCAUAUGUGCUGGCUAGAUGAUGCUCUAUUUCUGCCUUCAGAACCUCGUAGGGCAUCUCCAGCUCUCUUCGCAUCAGCUUUACAAGGCUUUCCUCACUCCUACUUCCAACCCUUCAGGUGAGGUUAGACAUCCCUCCUUGAAUAUUUCCUUGGUACUCUGGCUCAUCCUCAGUUUUACUCUUCAAUUACCAUGUGAAUGUCUUGUGGACUCCACGAGAUGCCUAUGAUUAUGUCAGAGCAAAAACUGAUCCACUUCCUUGGGAAAUAAUUUGGUUUGAACCCUCUUCCCCAAUGACAGCAUCAUGUACAGAAAGAACAUAGCUUCUUUUAUUCAACAAUAAUAUUGAAUAGUCAUCAUGUUCCAUGUUUUACACCCAAAGCCCACCUUAACAUGGGUUCUUAAGUCUUACAUACAUGUAUGCAAAAUCUCGAUGCUGCCUAAAACUUCCCCGAGUGACUUCUAAGAGUUUCCAAAGAUUUUUUUUUUUUUACAUGUGAUGAAGUCAUGAGAAUUGGUAUUUUUUUUCCCUACAGUCUUCUUAUCAAAGUGCUUGGCAACUGCCUUGCUAUAGGCAUUUUCUCUGCAAAUGCUCCUCCACUGCUGGGCAUGGGGUAUCUUCCCAGGUCAUGAUGCCUUCAGCUCUUGCCUUUCAUACAUUGGGCUCAGAACCAGCUCAGGACCUGCAGCAGUGAAAUAGGGACAAUGGGGUUGCCUCUUGUCUCCUAUUGCCCUUAUCUUCUAUGUUUUCCCUUGUGGUCCUGGUACAAAAUCUCCUUUAUCAUAUUUUAGACACAACCAAAUAAACAUAAAAUCCUUCAAGAGCUUUAGCAUAUUGGAUCACACAGAUAUGUUUCCAGAGUGGCCACCAGGUUAACAACUCUCCAAAUAGUGAAUAUGGGCAGGACAAUAGCAACACUAAAAGCCUCAAAUAAUAGGUAAAUAGCAUUUUCAAAAUGAGGUGAAAAUGGCAUCUCAAAUACUGUUCAUGUAAAAUAUGUUCAAAUAAACAUUCAAAUAAACCAUCUUAAAAAGUAACAGGAGGCAAAGAUUUCUUUAUUUUUUUAUUUAAAUACUAAAAUAUUCAUCCUUUAAAAAUAUUUUAAAUCGAUGCAAUGGGACAUUUAAAUAUGCAUCCAACGUGUGACGAUCAGAUCAGGUUGAAUGGCAUAUCUGUCAUCUCAGACAUGGAUCAUUUCUUUGUGUUGGAAAGUUUAGAAUCCUCUCCACUAGCUCUUUUAAAAUAUUUAAUGAAUUGUCAUAGUCUUCCCAGUGUGCUAUUGAACAUUAGAAGUUACUGCUCCAGUCCAGCCAUACCCAUGUGCCUGUUAACCAGUCUCUCACCUUGUUGUUGCUGAGGGCAAGGGGAUUAAGCAGCGUGCUCAAGGUCAAGCCACAGUUUAUCAGAUGAUAAGAAGAGGUUGCAGUUUUGCUGACUCCAUUGCAAAGCUGGAUUCCUGGUCUACUGCUGCACAUGCUUGCCAUAGCUGCUGUUACUGUCUUAAGAAGUCUCAACCAAAAUGAGUGAGACUCCUUCCACUGGUUUUUCCAUGAUUCAUCCGAGUUCUUCUGAAGGUCAAGUUCGUUCUCCUCGCCACUUACGCAUCACUCAUCCUGUUGUGGCCAAACGGAUCAGCUUCUAUAAGAGCGGAGACCCCCAAUUCGGCGGAGUCAGAGUGGUGGUCAACCCUCGUUCCUUUAAGAGCUUUGAUGCUUUGCUGGACAACUUGUCCAGGAAGGUGCCCCUGCCUUUCGGGGUGAGGAACAUCAGCACGCCCCAGGGAAGGCACAGCAUCACGAGGCUGGAGGAACUGGAGGACGGUGAGUCCUACCUGUGCUCCCACAGUAGGAAGGUGCAGCCUGUGGACCUGGACAAGGCUCGCCAGCGCCCCCGGCCGUGGCUCAGCAGCCACGCCCCCGGCGCGCAGGCACAGGGUCGCCCUGUCGUGGCCGCGGCUCCGGGCUUGCUGCGCGCCCCCAGGCGCCUCGUGGUUUUCCGGAAUGGCGAUCCAAAGACGAGGUGCGCGGUCCUUCUGAGCAGGAGGGUCACACAGAGCUUCGAGGCCUUUCUGCAGCACCUGACAGUGGUCAUGAAGUACCCGGUAGCCAAGCUGUAUGCCACGGAUGGAAGGAAGGUUCCCAGUCUCCAGGCAGUGAUCCUGAGCUCUGGAGCUGUGGUGGCAGCAGGAAGGGAGCCGUUUAAACCAGGGAAUUAUGACAUCCAAAAGUACUUGCUUCCUGCUAGAUUACCAGGAAUCUCCCAUCGUGUGCAUCGGAAGGGAAAUGCUAAAUCAGAAAGCAGAAAGAUGAGCACACAUAUGUCUUCGAUCCCAAGAUCCCAGAUUUAUUCUGUUUCUUCUGACAAAACACAUACUAUUGAUUGCUGCUCAGACUAUUCUUUUGCUCCUGAAAACUACUUGGCCUUAGAAAAACAUGGUCCUCAGAACUUAUCAAUAUAUCCUUCUGAAGACGAUAUUGAGAAAUCAAUUAUUUUUAAUCAAGAUGGUACUAUGACGGUUGAGAUGAAAGUUCGAUUCAAGAUAAAAGAAGAAACCAUUAAGUGGAUAACCACUGUCAAUACACCUGGUCUUUCUAAUAAUGAUGAAAAGAGUGAGAUAGGUUGUUUUCCUGGAAGAACAGAUGCUCCAUCACCUAGUUUCAAGUUUGCAGCAUGUUCAAUGUCUGCAGAUGCUAAAGGCAAUAAUCAAGAGGCCAGUUUAGCAGAAGAAAUAAACACUCAAAUGACAGUUCAAGAGGCUGAAACUUGCAGUUUUGCUAGUUGGGAGAAUGCUGCUUUGGACACAGGUAACAUCCACGGAACUCAGAAUCAAGUGAAGCAUCGUUUUUAUAGACCACCUACACCUGGACCAAGGAGAGCAAGACAAAAGAAAUCAGUAAUGGGGAGUGUGACCCUAGUAUCUGAAACAGAAGUUCAAGAGAAACAGUUUUCCUAUAGUGAAGAAAGGGAAGGUGGGAAAAACAAAUCUGAAUAUCACAUGUUCACACAUUCUUGCAGUAAAAUGUCAUCCGUAUCCAACAAACCAGUAUUUGUUCAGAACAAUCAGAAUGAGCAGAAGGAGUCAUCUUUAGAAAGAAAAAAGGAAAGUAGACUCCCCAAAUCAAGAGCGAUACGUGCUGGUGUUAUAGAAAUUACAGGUCAGAAGAUGGUAAAGAUGUCCCAUAAUAGUGGCUUAUCAUCAGCUACAUCAGAGAACUCCACUGUGGAAGAAAGUACAGUUAAUAGUGUAAUAUCAGACAACAAAACUGAUAUCAAGAACUUCAGAACUUACAAUAGCACCAGUGAUACGUUCAGUCCCAUUUCAGCAGAUGUAACGAGCUCUACAAGUAACAAUUCUGGGACUGACAAAAGUAUUUCUGAGGCCACGGUUUCCAUAGGGUCUUCUACUGUCACCACAAGAAUUGACAGAUUAACUGAUGAAUUUUCUCAGCGUGGUUUAACAGAACUGCCAGAAAAUAAAAAGCAGACUGUAUUACCUGUUUCCCGAAAAAAGAAGAAGAAAGUUCAGCCGCAAGUAAUAAAUUCCAGGUAUCAAGAUGGGGUAAUUGCAACCAAAGAAAUCUCCAAAAAGAGUAAGAGAAUAAAUACAGAAGAUAGAAUUUCAGAGGCCACCGUGUUGAAAGGUCCACACAGUCCCCUUAAAGGAGGGACACUUUGUGAGGAAGAUCCCCAUACAAGUGAUAUGGUAAUCAAAUCAAAUCAUUUUUAUUCCAAAAGUAUUCUCCAUCCCGCUAUUUCUAAGAAUUUCCAUAGAAAUAAAUUAAAUACUAUUCAAAACCCUAAGGUUCAAGGACUUUUAAUCAAAAGAAAAUCCAGGCUACUAAAGAGAUCAAGUUUAGGAACACCUAAAAAAAGAGAAUUUGGUCAGGGAGAUAAAGUACUAUCCCAUAACGAAUCUAAAUAUUACAAAAGCACUUUAAAAAAUCAAAGUUCAUUUCAUGUGUUUAAUCACACUGAACAAACAUCAAAAGUUUUUUGUGAUCCAGAGUCUCAAGCAGAAAUAGCAUCUGGGAAUUUGAGAGGAAUGGCCAAAAAGAGUUUAUUUCCAAAAAUUAAUGAUUCACACAUAAUUCCAAAAAGCCCCCCCAAACGAAAAGGUGUUAAAUUGAAAUCAGGUGCUAUUGUAAAUAAGCACCAUGCUAGAGCUAGGACCAAUUCUUUAGCUUCUUUGAAAAAAGCUGAUUUCCUUGAGGAUAUUGCCCAUAAUUCGGUUCAUAAUUAUAUACAGAGAUGGUUGCAGAACAUAAAUCCAUAUCCAACUUUAGAACCUGGAAUAUCAGCUCCACUAUGCAAAAAUGAAAGGAGAGUGGUAAAUUAUAAUCAUGGCGGUUCUCCAGGAAAUCAUCCCCACACAAAUAUUGCAAAAGGAAAUGAUUUUGUCCUGCAAAGUAGUAAGCACAUGACUAAAAAUGCCAGUUUGACAGGAGAUAAUCUCUGUAAAGAGGCAGGUGAAUCUCCUAUUGCCAAAGAUGAUGGUGAAGAACCUAAAGAUCUAGAUGAGAGUCAGGUUGGAUCUGUGAAUGGCGCCCACUUGGUUUCACUGCACGAAUAUGGUACAUUGUCACAACCAGCUGUUAAUGACCCUAAGACUAAAAGCCAGAUAUCUGCUGAAAAGUCAGGACCAGAAAUGAGCCUUGUUUACCAGGGAAUAAACCUAGCUAAGAAAGCACAAAGUGUAGAGGUUGCCAUUCAAGUAGAUCCUAUGGAAGAGAGCACUCCCAAAGACCUCUUAUCAGUCCUGUUGCUUCGCCAAUUUCAAGCUCCAGUUGCGGGUGUCCACAAGCCUCAGAAUGGAGUUGUUCAGAUGCCAGGUUCACUUGCAGAUGUUUCUUUCCCUUCUUCCCUGUGUAAUUCAUCCACUAAUCUUCUUCUAGCUUGGCUGUUGGUGCUAAACCUAAAGGGAGGUAUCACUAGCUUCUGUCAAGGUGAUGCUCACAAGAUCACCAGCAGAUCUUCAGAGACACUUGCCUUGUUGGAAGUUCUAAAGCACGUUGCUGUCACAGAGGAAGCUGAUGACUUGAAGGCUGCGGUUGCCAAUUUAGUGGAAGCAACCAGACGUUGCCCUGGACCCAGCGAGGAAGAACAGGGUAGGGUUCCCGUAGGUCUGCCUGCCAAUUGUGUCGCAGCCAACAUUCAGAGAGUUUCUGACUGCAGUGGAAAUGAAAGAACCCUGAAAAUCUCUUUGGAGAGAGAUUUUCAGGGUUCUACCAAUGAGGUCUGUGAUUCUGAGGUCUGUGUUCCAGAAACGACUUGCUCUCCGUGUGCAGUGUGCACUGUGGAUGACACUUACCCUCCUGCAGAAAUAUAUCACCCCAGCGAAGCUAUUUCCCCUAGUGAUGGUGGUGUUGGGGAUCAGACCUCCUUGAGUAAACCUUGUUUCCUAGGACAGAUUUGUGCGCUUCCUGAUGCUGAGUUUUCCCAGGAAGCUUAUGCUGAAGAGGAAAAUAUCUAUGAGGCAGCUUGCCCAACUGAUGAGACCCACAUUCCCACCAGAGUCUUCAAUACUAUUGACAUUUUAGACUCCCAAGAAAACAAAUAUAUUGAUUCAUUGGAAUUAAGUGAAGAGUUGAGAAGAGUUGAUGAAGUUGAGGAAGACCUACAUGUUUUGGCAGACUCUGAGUAUAAUAGUGGCUUUAAUACAUCAGCGUCACUUCGGGAUGUCAGUAAUUUAAGCCCCUGUGGCCUUUUCUCGAGUAAAACUGAUCUAGAGUUUGAUAAGCAACCGAGUUCUUCAGAUGAAUUUGAAAAUUGUUCACUAAAGAAAUUUCAGGAUAAAAAUACCUACACUUCCUUUGAUAAGGAAGACUCAAGAACUUCUGAAGAACCGGGUUCAGUCACCAACAGCAUGACAUCAAGUGAAGGAAAUAAUGUCUCGGAAUUGGAGUCAUUUGAAGAAUUAGAAAACCAAGACACUGGUAUCUUUAAUACCAAGGUAAAUACAGAAGAGAAAACCACUGAAGAAUCCAUCCCAAAAGAGAUAGAGGCUGGUGGAAAUUUGCAAUCCAUCGUCAUGUCUAGUAGGAGUAUUAUAGAAGAAGAAAGAAGGAAUGGUGUAAUUUCUGAGACCACCAAUAUGAGGCAGGUGACACCUCCAUCUUUGGUGUUUUGUUAUGACUCUAAGCAAAAUACUGAAAAGGAGAUUAGUGAAGGAGAUGCUAAGAGGAGAGCUAAAAUGAUGGUGAGGCGCAUAGAAGCUGGAAGUUAUUCAGAGUCCUCUCUUGAUUUUAAAAAAUGCUUCAAAAGCCCGGCAACUUCUGACUGGUCAGACUAUAGGCCAGACAGCGAAAGCGAGCAGCCACAUAAAACAUCCAGCGAUGACCACAAUGACAGUGAUGACACUGCCCAAGAGAAAGAAUAUAAUAAAGGGUUUGUUAAAAGGGCCAUAGAAAAACUUUAUGGGAAGGCAGAGAGUAUGAAACCAUCUUUUUUUCCAGGGUCUUUGCACAGAUCUCAAGUUUCUCCUUACAAUUCUGUGGAGUUUCAGUGUGCAAGGAAAGCAAAUUCUUGUGUUUCUGAAGGUCGGUCAUUUGGCUUCUCUGAACAGGUGUCUAGUAGUUCCCCGAUGUUGCAGGAAUUCCAGGAGGAAAGACAAGGUCAACGUGAUGUUAAUGGUGUGGGGGACAGUUAUCACGAGGCCGACAUGGCAGACCAUGGUACUAUAAAACAAAAUGAUCCCAACAGGGUCCUCAGAGACAAAGAGGAAGGAAAACUGAUUGACAAAGGCAAGUGGCUUCUGAAAGAAAAUCAUCUGCUAAGGGUGUCAUCUGAAAAUCCUGGCAUGUAUGGCAAUGCAGACACUACAUCAGUCGAUACCCUCCUCGAUAAUAACAGCAACGAGGUGCCAUAUUCACAUUUUGGAAAUUUGAUCCUGGGCCCAAACAUGACUGAAUUAUCCUCUUCAGAGCUGGAGGAGCUCACUCAACCUCUUGAACUGAGAUGCAAUUACUUUAAUUUGCCUCAUGGGAGCGACUCUGAACCCUUCGGUGAGGAUUUUGCAGAUGUUGAGAAUAACACCUGUGCCAAGGAGAGACUACCAGAUCGCACAGAAGAGAAGGGUAAUCGUCAAUCAGAAAGAGUAUGCACGUCGGUCACUCAUGCCUUUACAUCUUCUAGUAACAAAGUUCACCCUGUCUCUGAUGAGAUCAUUAAAACCCAACCAUUACCUGGCAGUUCUGUAACUCACAGUACACUUCAGGAAGGUGACUCUUUGGAUAAACUCUACGCUCUUUGUGGUCAACACUGCCCCAUACUAACUGUCAUCAUCCAACCUUUAAAUGAGGAAGAGCGAAGAUUUGCUUAUCGCAAAGAUUCUGAUAUUGAAAAUUCCUGGGGUUUCCAUUUAGGGAUGAAAAUAUACCCCUAUUGGCCACAGUCAAACAAAAACACAUUUAAGAAUCAGGAUAAUCAUUCAAUUAGGAGAAAAGAAUUUGUUGAUAACACUAUUGACGAUCCAUUUGAUAGGCUUUAUUUCAAUAAAAUGUUUGACUUGAUGGAUAAAAGAAGGAAACCAAAAAGAAUUAAGUUCUUGGGCUUAGAGGAAGAAAGUAAUUUAAAGAAAUUUCAAUUAUAUUUAAAGAAAAGGUUUUGUGUUAAUUUCUUGCACAAAUCAUUGUUAGUUGUGGGUGACGUGAAUUCAGAAAAACAAAACCCCAGCAACUGGACAAAUGGUGUUUUUAAAACAGUUGAUGAGAAUAACAACUUAUUAAAUGACAGAUUUCAGAACUCAAGAACAAAUCUCAACCAAGUAGUAAGAGAAAAUGUCAACUGUCAUUUCUUCUUUGAAAUGCUUUGUCAAACCUGCCUGCUAGAUAUUUGCCAAGUUGAGACAUCCUUAAAUGUUAUUAAUAGAAAUAUAUUUAAAAUACAUUAUAUUUUUGAGGGUGAAAAUCUUUUCAUUUGGGAAGAGGAAAACCAAUUAAAUUUAAUUGAUCUUGAAAGCAGUAAUAGGCAAGAUGAUUUAUAAUUUGUAAUAUCAGCACCACCUUUCUUUGUUAAUUAUUUUUUUUCCAAAAUAAGAUGAAACAUUGGGAUGGACAUAUAGAUGACCUCUAAGUAAAUUUCCUACUCUUUAAAAAUGAGCUUACCCUAGAAAUCUUACCCUUGGAUGAACUGAUUUGACUUUUAUUAUUACUCUGUUCUUUUGUUUUUUCAGCAUUUACAGAUUUUAUGUGGUUUUGUUCUGAAUUUGUGAUUUCUUGUAUACAUGAAUUUUUGUCUAGGGCGUCAAAAAUAUGCCUAGGACAAGAAUUAUGUCUUUUUAUAUUGUUGGCUUUAUAUAACAUGUUUAUUGAAUAUAUUCUUAAAUAAAUGGAAUAGACAUAGACUUAAAGUGCUUCGUUUAUUAAUUUUAAUUACUGAUCUGAUAAAAUGUAUAAUUAAAAGACCUUCAUCACAAUGUCCUAGUUCUUGUGCCAAAUAUAUUGAGUCCUGGACCAUCAGAACAUCUAUGUCCAUGGGACACGAUUCACCAUUUUCUCACUGAAAAAAGGUGCUCUACCACUAAGUUGCUAGAAAGUACUAGAAAGUACUAAAAGUACUAGAAAGUACUUUUCCUAGAAAUUAUAAUAUUUUAAAUAGUAUUAAAAGCCAAAAAAUAUGAAGGGAUCAGAAAAAGUGGAGACAAAAAUCAUAAGACAUUCUUUGGGAAGGAAAAUUAAAGGAGCUGGAAUGAUUUAAUCUGGAAAAGAAUGGUGACUUCAACAUUCUCUUCUGGAAAGAGAAUUGCCGUGAAGAAUUUGACAGACUUCUUUGUGUCUUUUCCUGCUUUAAUGAAAUAUUAAUUUGAUAGAAAUAAAAACAUAUUGCUUCCCAGAAGUAUAAAUAAGCUGGACUAGAUUAUAGACCAUAAAUUAUUUUGCAUAAUUGUAUUAUGUUGCCUGGGUGUUAAUCAGGACAACUUCUGAGAAUCCUUCCACUCCAUGGUUCUAGGAUGGUAUAACAGGUCUUACAGAUUUGAAAAUCUGUGCCUGUUGUCUAGAAUGGACUUAGAGUAGAACUUUACUAAUGUUCUUGGAGCAACACGCGGAGGUGCUGAAAUAACAAAUUUGGUUUUGA